This is a messenger RNA of Culicoides brevitarsis, 3142 nucleotides long. Its product is annotated as protein argonaute-3. Lineage: Eukaryota; Metazoa; Arthropoda; Insecta; Diptera; Ceratopogonidae. Gene Ontology annotation, cellular component: P granule. The transcript has 4 exons. Gene Ontology annotation, biological process: regulatory ncRNA-mediated gene silencing. The coding region runs from base 98 to 2836 and encodes 912 amino acids. The record is from RefSeq and is a predicted model, not a curated record. Gene Ontology annotation, molecular function: protein binding; piRNA binding; RNA endonuclease activity.
AAAGAGCAAAAAAACAAAAUUGCGCGUACAAUUUAUUUAAAAUUAACAAAAAAAUAUUCAUCAUUGAAACAUUAAUUAUUGAUAAAACAGACAAGAAAUGGCAGGUCGCGGUAGAGGAGAGUUGCUUCGUCGUUUGCAGGAACAACGAGCUGCAGCCUCUGAUGAAACAAGCACAACUUGCAGCGAUGAGGUCGCCGCUUCGGACAAUCGUGGCUCAAGUAGCGCCAAUGAAAGCAACACGAACCAAUCUUCUGCCGAAAUAAUUCGCCCGAUGGGUCGAGCAGCUCUUAUCGCAAGUGCUCGUGCUCGAAACAGCGAUCGCGGAGUUUUCUCGGGAGCAGAUGUCGAUUCGUCACGUACUUCAUCCGACGAUGCGCCAAAGAAAGAUUUAUCGCCUGUUCGUGCACGUGGUCGUGCCGCGUUUAUAGCUUCGAUGGCACAACAACAAACGCACAGCAUCUCGGGAAGUAGCGUCGCAGACAAAAAAGAAGUAAAAGUCGUCGAAGAAAUCACUUCUGCGGUCGAAACACUCGAACUGGAUUCAGAACCGGAGAAGCAAACGUUGCAUUGUCGCGGCACAAAAGGAGUUACUGUGCCAAUAGCUGUGAACUACAUAAAGCUUCUCACGGAUCCCGACAAAGGCGUUUUCGAAUAUUUGGUUGAUUUUGCCCCGCCAAUCGCCAGUAAGAACAUUCGUUGCAAGUUGAUGGGCAAAAUUCGAGACGUAAUUGGAGAAACUCGCACUUUUGAUGGAGUUACGUUGUACUUGCCGAUAAAAUUGCCUGAAGUUGUCACAAAACAGGCCAUUCAGGAUAUCAAUGGAGACACUUAUGAGAUCAAAAUUACUUUCAGGAAACAAAAACGAUUGUCGGAUUGCGUUCACUUGUACAACGUCUUGUUCGAUCGCAUCAUGAACCGCUUGAAAUUCGUUCGUUUCAACCGCAAACAAUUCGAUCCCGCUGCUCCUCACAUGAUUCCGCAACACAAACUCGAAAUCUGGCCCGGAUACGUGACAGCUGUCGACGAACACGAAGGCGGCAUCAUGUUGUGUCUCGAUGUGACGUUUCGCGUUUUGAACCAACGCACCGUUUAUGAUCUCUUGAAGGAGGCAAAUGCUGGCGGCGACGGAAAUUACAAACGAACCUUCGAACAAGCGGUUCUCGGAGCAAGCGUAAUCACGCGUUACAACAACAAAACAUACCGCGUCGACGAAGUUUUGUGGGACAUGAACCCGAUGUCGACUUUUCCAACGAGCGACGGCAAAGAAAUCACUUUUGUCGAGUACUACAAGAAGCAUUACGACAUCGACAUCAAGGAUUUGCGACAACCGAUGUUGAUGAAUAUCGACAAACGUCGCUUGAGCACGACAGAAGUGAAGGAAAUUCGUCUCUUGUUGGUGCCCGAGUUGACUUAUCUCACAGGACUAACGGAUAAGAUGCGAUCUGAUUUCAAAAUUAUGAAAGAUGUUGCGACAUGUACUCGCAUAACGCCAAAUCAACGCACGGGAUCCCUUCGAACGUUCAUUAAACGUGUUGCCGAAGACGAAACGACGUCAAAAAUGCUUCGUGGAUGGGGCUUGACGCUCGCUAAUGACAUUUUGACACUGCAAGGACGCCAACUCGAAGACGAAAAGAUCCAGUUUGGGAAUAAAGUCAUCAGUGCGGGACCCGGAGCGGAUUUUAAUCGCGAAUUAACGAACAAUCACGUCAUGAAAGCCGUCGAUUUAAACACGUGGCUCGUAAUUUGUGUGCAACGCGACUUGAAAUCAGCAGACAAGUUCAUCGACAUCAUGAAACGCAAUUCUCGCCCGAUGGGAAUUCAAGUUGCUCAACCGGAAAUCGUCAAAUUACCCACAGACAGUCCCACAGCGUAUGUCGAUGCUUUGCGGAAGAAUUUGAACCCGAAAUUGCAAAUUGUUGUGUUAAUUUGCCCGACGCCGCGUGACGAUCGCUAUGCCGCCAUCAAAAGAAUUUGCUGCACAGAGUUACCGAUCCCGAGUCAAGUGAUAAAUUCAAAGACACUCGCGAACGAUGCGAAAAAUCGAUCGAUUGUGCAAAAAAUUAUGCUUCAGAUGAACUGCAAGAUGGGCGGAACCUUAUGGGGCAUCAAAAUCCCCUUCAAAAAAGUCAUGAUUUGCGGCAUUGACACGCAUCACGAUGCCUCGCGUGCAGGAAAUUCCGUUGCUGCCUUCGUCGCAAGCCUCGAUGACUCUUAUACACGAUGGUAUAGUCGCGCUGUCGUUCAAAACAAGAGCGAAGAACUCCUAAACGGACUUACGCAAUGUUUGCGCUUCGCUCUGAAGGAAUUCCAAAAACACAAUCACGAAUAUCCCGAACGCAUCAUAAUUUUUCGCGAUGGAGUUGGCGACGGACAAAUCCAAACGUUGAAAAAUUACGAAAUUCUUCAACUCAAAACUGCAUUAAAGGCAGAAAAGCCCGGAUAUGACCCGCAAUUCACAUUUAUCGUCGUGCAGAAACGCAUCAACACUCGAAUGAUGGCGAUCAAAGGCAACGAACUCAUCAAUCCGCAGCCCGGAACAAUUGUUGAUCACUCAGUGACGCGCAAACAUCUCUUCGACUUCUAUUUGGUGCCUCAAAGUGUGCGUCAAGGCACAGUUACGCCAACGCAUUACAUCGUAGUUGAAGAUUCUGCUAAUUUUGCGCCCGAUGUCAUUCAACGUCUUGCUUACAAGCUGUGCUUCAUGUACUACAAUUGGCCCGGAACAGUUCGUGUGCCUGCGUGUUGUCAAUAUGCCCACAAAUUGGCUUUCUUGGUUGGGCAACACAUCAAAAAGAAUCCAAAUGACGUCCUUAAUGACAAAUUGUUCUAUCUUUGAACGGGGUUUUUGUGUUCUGUUUCAUACGUUAUUGACUUAAAUCACUAAAUUCAAUAUUUAUUCAGUUUAAGUUAGGUUUAAGAUUAUGUUUUUGUACAAAAAAUAAGAAAUUUGUACAUUGUAAGAUUGAUUAUCAACGAAAUUCAAUACACUUUAAUUAUUGAUUGUUACAUCUUCAAAAGAAAAUUAUUUAAAAAUUAAGAUAAAAUACUAAAUUUGUAUAAAAUAUUGGCUAAAUUACUCGAUAAUGUCUAUUACAACAACAAAUCCAAGUUCAAAAUAUCUAAAAAUUGAACAAAAAAUCAA